AUGCUGCCCAAAUUCUUGCAGAGUAGCUAUGCCCGCUACAAAGCAGACACCAACACAUCUGUAACAUGGUUACUCGAAACAGCUAAUCGGUGUGGCUAUCACCCACCAACCCUCUCUGCUACGCCUCCCACUACGAAAUCAAAGGAAAAAUUCAAUAGCAAGAGCGAUGACUCUGAUUUAGAACCUCUUCAAUCCACCGCGACCACCAAAGAUCUACAAAAGUUCGCCGAGAUAGUUGCGGGCUCAGCUCUUCCAGUACCGAAAUCGAUCCUUACCCUUGCAAAACGCGCCAUCAAGCUGAGAAAAGAGGUCACUUCCUGGUUCUUGGGCAAGGGGGACUCCGCGAACAAUGAGAGCCAUGCUCAUUUCAUUACUGCGCUGGAGGAAAUCUGCGAUAUUCUGGAGUGGAAGACCCACUGGCCCUCGAAGCCAGAUGCCAAGCAGCCACCACCGACUUCACCAUCCCAAACUGAUGACAUCAAAACUGAUUGGAAUACAAACAAAUUUGCGGUCCUCACAGUUGAAGAACCCCAAGAGACUGCGCAAACUCAAUUGAAAAGCGAAGAAUUGAAGAAAAUUGUCCAGGUCACUGUUAACGAAGAGGACGACGAGAAGGCAGCAGACGCGGAUCUUGACUUACAUGAUAUGCGAAACUUCAUUUCUUUCACUUUAUCAGAGUAUCGAGACAAGAAAGUCGACCUCAUGAGCGCCGAGAUCGUGACUGACAGUGCUUUGCAACUCGCCCGAGAUCUUGUGGAGGAAGUGGAAGCUGACUGGCGCACUUCCUUAUCAGGGCAAGGGGAUGACGUGCAGAAUCUUGUCUUCAAUCUUUCCGUUUUGUCCCGGGGUGGAUCUGCGGUACCUUCCUUAGAUAUUGGCCUGCCAUACAACAAAAACAUGGCUGAUAUAGCUGACUGGUGUUACGUUCCCACCAAAGUCUUGCUUGAGUCCUUUGCAAAUGUUCUACAGGCCGAGCACGUGCCAGUCUUCAAGAAAGGUCACUUCGGCACCUAUGAUUCAAAGGCAGAUAGAGGCCGAAUGUCUCCAGGUCAGAAGUUCGAGGAAGACAAACUAAUAAUGUUCUCGUUAUUGCCUGAAUUUUGCAUGGUCCAUACAUUCGAUCUUCAUAUGCCUGCUCAAGACACGAUUACUGGAGGCCUCACCGAGUUUACCAAGACCAAGAAGGUAACCUUGUGGCUUUGUUAUGCCGUUCAGGUCUUCCUCGAUGUUCAUCACAUGAUGCGAUACUCUGUCUUGGGUGCUUUUGAAGACCUCCGCAUGUCGGGACUUCGUAUCCAGAAGACUAUUGAUGACUAUCUGCAACUGUCUAAGACACACCAUCCGCCCGGAUUCUGGCCAAAGGAGGGGCACAAGACAAUUCAGAACAUAAGUUCUGACGUGCAGUCAUGGAUCAUACAAGAUUUUCAUCACGCUAUCCUUUGCGGCUUGUUUCUGUUUAAUCUCAAUUGGUACGAUGUCCAACUGUUGGCCUUUUUGCACAACCUCGUCAUUAACUGUCCCCCACACAAAGACCUGAGAUGGCCCGACAUGGAUGCAUUCAUCAAAAUUCAUGGCGAGUCACACAUAUUCGUCGGAUCGCGACCUAAGAAUGCUAGCACCUCGUCGGCUCCUCAUUUUGCCCGCAAUUCCGGGGAGAACUACCCUUUUCAUAAGCCAGAUGGCAAGAAUGCUCGCUUGCUCAAGCCCACAACCACAGUGGCCGAAUUAUUCUUCGCCCAAUAUGUUCAGCUAGUCCUAGACAAACUUUCGCAAUUCGAAUCAGAUGGAACAGAUCUUCAGAGAUGUAAUCCGAAGCUUAUUCUUACCAGACAGUGGUCUAGUACCCACAGAAUCGGCACACUGCAACUUCUCGCCUUCCUGAGAAUCAAGCUAUAUGAAGAGGAGCCAGUUAUUUUAUACAACUACUUCGGUAUGCAUAGACGGUCCAUCGAGCUUCUCCGUCUAAUUCGACACAAAGAGCAUCAGAAAUUUUCGUGCAUACCCUACAUUGUCGUUCUUAUCCAUCAUGUUGCGCGGGGCUCCGCACAGAUUUUGCGUGAAAUGGGGCUUUGUCCACCAGGAGCUAAGACGUGGAGCCGUAUUGUUGUGAGCGCUGGCGACGUCAUGCGGGAAUACUUGAAGAAGAAUGGUGAAGUGGCCUGUAAAGAGUUGAGGACCAGCGAAUCGCCUGGGCCAAAGUACUAUGGGUUUGGUCUGGAAGACAUGCUGGGCCCCAAGGGAAUGGCCUCGCUCAUGACUGGGAUCCCAGUGGCCGAUUAG
This is a messenger RNA of Aspergillus saccharolyticus JOP 1030-1, 2280 nucleotides long. RefSeq lists its product as uncharacterized. Lineage: Eukaryota; Fungi; Ascomycota; Eurotiomycetes; Eurotiales; Aspergillaceae. Bases 1 to 2280 code for a protein of 759 amino acids. The record is from RefSeq and is a predicted model, not a curated record. The transcript is spliced from 9 exons.